UUGGCAAAUUCUUGUAACAAACCCAUUAAAUUCGUAACGGAUCACCGUCCAAAGUUAAAAUCAAUGAAGCAAAAAUCAAUUUCCACGUGACAAGUCACCAUAAAAACCAAAUCCAAUGUGAACAACAAUUUUAAUAUCGAAAUGAAAGGUUCCGGGCCCAGCACAGAUAACGCAGUAAAAGCGUACAAGCUGAAAUGGAUCAUGUUCCUGGAUUCGUUGUGCUUUGGCUUAAUGUAUCCGUACAUACCCCCGUAUUUGGUGGACUUGCAGGGGAAGCAGAUUUCUGCUGGCAUUCUCGUCGCCUUUAACUUAAUAUGCUCUUUAAUAUCUGAGGACAUUGCGCAAUAUUUAAUUCUGGUUAAGGGGAGGAAAUUUGCCAUAUAUUUAAUAUUUAUGAUGAGCAUAUUCUCACAUUUUCUAUUAAUAACCAUCCCGUCCAUCACAGUGAUUGUAAUCAGCAGGGUAUUUUUCACACUAAUAAACCAGGCAAAUCCGUACUGCAAGACGUUGCUCUCAAUAAUAACUCCUGAAGACACCUACGAAAAGGAAAUUUCUGAGGUCAAGUUCUUCUCAUCCGUUGCUUACGUACUUGGUCCGUUGUUAGGAGGGUACAUUUUUAGUGUACCUGGAGGUUUCACCAUCAUUGGCUUGUUAGUGUCCGGCAUCACCUUCGCCAACAUUCUGAUAUUGCUGCGCAUACGUUGCCCCAAUGAGAAGCACGACAUCGAGGACUUCCCCGACUUAAUUGACAGAUACGUAAAUAACAUCGAGGACAAUGUGGACAACUUCAAAAACUCAAACCUCUCCACUACAUGGCCCUUUGUGGCCACACAGUUUCUGUUCACGGUUGGUUGGACGGUGUUCUUCCUGAAAUACGUGCAGAUUCUGUAUUUCAAUUUCAACGCACGCAUCACCAUGUUCGGGACGACGACUGCUUAUCAAAAUUUUUGGAUGUGCGUGUUCACCAACAUCACACCGCGCAUCAAAUCUGAGUAUUUGUUUGACAGGAAUUUAUUCAUUGUGCUUGACAGUAGUUACAUGUUGUUCAUUGUUAGCCUGUGUGUUAUUUGUUAUACGCAAGAACUGUUUUACUAUUGGUUGGCGUAUAUUACCUUAAUAUUGGCGAAGUCCAUAAUUACCUCGCAUUGGAGGGAAUUGUACAAUUUUAACGGCAACAAAAGCCUCAUUAAAUUGAUUCCAACCAUUAAUAUAUUAUCGGGGAUUUUUACACCACUUGCAUUUGCGUAUAUUUGUGAUUUGUUGUGUCCCAGCACAGUAAAAUUCUUGUCGGUUACCUUCGUACUCAUGUCUUUUGUUGUUUACUUAUAUUUUGUCAGACCCAGAUGUAUUCAAUAAUUAAUAAAAUAAAUACUGAGCCUCUUUUGUAA
Molecule: messenger RNA, 1388 nt
Organism: Aethina tumida (small hive beetle)
Lineage: Eukaryota; Metazoa; Arthropoda; Insecta; Coleoptera; Nitidulidae
Exons: 5
Coding region: 142-1356 (404 amino acids)
Molecular function (GO): transmembrane transporter activity
Source: RefSeq, a predicted model, not a curated record